This is a messenger RNA of Rhagoletis pomonella (apple maggot), 1227 nucleotides long. RefSeq names its product EARP-interacting protein homolog. Gene Ontology annotation, molecular function: protein binding. The record is from RefSeq and is a predicted model, not a curated record. Gene Ontology annotation, biological process: protein ubiquitination. NCBI's taxonomy places the organism in Eukaryota, Metazoa, Arthropoda, Insecta, Diptera, Tephritidae.
CAACAAAAGAUAACAAUCGCUCCUAAUUGCUUGCUUUGGACAUGGAGGAUUCGAAUGGAUUAAUUUAUGGGCUGGAAUUACAGGCUCGAGCAUUAACACCACAAUAUGGAGAGGGAAAUGAGGUACGCUUUUUCAUAGCCACCAACUCUUUAAAGCCGACUAAUCAGGUCCACUUAUUGGAAUUCAAUGAAGAAAAAGCAAAUGUAAAAUCGAAGAUAUUUGAACAUUCACUUGGCGAAGUCUGGAAGUUGAACAGUAGCCCUCAUGACGAAAAUCUUCUGGCCUCUUGCUACAACGUACUUAAAGGAGCACAGGUGCAAACGCAUGCAGCGCUGCUUCAAUUACCCACUGAUUUGGAUGAACAAGAUGUGAAAAUGGAGUUUUUACCCUGGCAUAAAAUAGAGAAUCUGGAUACGGAGAAAUUUGGCGAUAAGGUGAAAACCAUCGAAUUUCAUCCGAGCAAUAAAAAUACGUUGGCCUGUGUUGUCGAUGGAAAGGUUGUAAUUUUUGAUCGUGCACAAUCCCAAACGCGUGUAAUAGCAGAAACUGCGGGUACUAAUGCACAAAAAAAUUCCCCGCCUUUCACCACCGGCAAGUGGUCACAUCACCAUCAGGGUCACCAGUUUUUCACAUUGCAAGAUUGUAGUGUGCGCUCAUAUGACAUUCGUGAUACACAGCACUGUGCUUGGUCUAUAGAGGAUGCGCAUAGCCAACUCGUUCGUGAUUUAGACUGUAAUCCGAAUAAGCAAUGUCACAUUGUGACCGGCGGCGAUGAUGGUGCAGUAAAAGUGUGGGAUUGCCGAAUGCCGAAAGAGGCAGUUUUUUCCCGAAACGAUCAUGCACACUGGGUUUGGUGUGUACGAUUCAACACAUUCCACGACCAAUUGAUUUUGUCAAGUUCCAGUGACUGCAAAGUUUUACUCACAUGUGCCGGUUCGGUGAGUUCCGAAGCCGCUAGUGAUAGUUUGCCUGAAGAACGAAGGCGAGUGCUUUCGGACGGAUUGCUUCAAACAUUUGAUCAACAUGAAGAUUCAGUAUAUUGUGUCGAGUGGAGCAAUGUAGACCCUUGGAUUUUUGCUUCUCUUAGUUACGAUGGACGUGUGCUAAUCUCAAAAGUACCGAAACAAUACAAAUAUCAGAUAAUAUUGUAAUCAGUUUCUGUAUUUUUAUCCUACAUAUAAUGAAAUAUUUACGGUAAUGUAACGAAUAAAUAUUAGCAACUAACUA